This is a messenger RNA of Corticium candelabrum, 1143 nucleotides long. RefSeq names its product ubiquitin carboxyl-terminal hydrolase isozyme L5-like. The transcript has 11 exons. The record is from RefSeq and is a predicted model, not a curated record. The coding region runs from base 13 to 1071 and encodes 352 amino acids. Gene Ontology annotation, cellular component: cytoplasm. Gene Ontology annotation, molecular function: cysteine-type deubiquitinase activity. Gene Ontology annotation, biological process: ubiquitin-dependent protein catabolic process; protein deubiquitination. Lineage: Eukaryota; Metazoa; Porifera; Homoscleromorpha; Homosclerophorida; Plakinidae.
GCUUGCGCUAUCAUGGCAGGAGAGUGGUGCUUGAUUGAAAGCGAUCCAGGCGUUUUUACGGAACUUAUUCGUGGAUUUGGGGUGUCUGGAGUUCAAGUGGAAGAAGUCUACACUCUAGAUAAAGAGUUUUUUGAAAAUCUUAGACCAGUUCAUGGUCUCAUUUUCCUUUUCAAAUGGAGACCGGAAGAGAAAGAGAAAGGCUUACUUGUUCAAGACAGUCGUCUAAGUAGUCUGUUCUUUGCAAAACAGGUCAUUAGAAAUGCAUGUGCUACACAAGCAAUACUGAACGUCCUGCUCAACUGUGGUCACUCUGAUGUUGAUUUGGGACUAACUCUCGGUCAAUUCAAGGAAUUCACAGCAACAAUGGAUGGCAAUAUGAGAGGACUGACUAUGACAAAUUCUGACGAAAUACGGGAGGUUCACAACAGUUUUUCAAGGCAGCAGCUCUUUGAAUUUGAUGAAAGUCUUACUAAGGGAGACGAAGAUGCUUACCACUUUGUUGGAUACGUUCCCAUUGGUGGUCGGUUGUACGAACUGGAUGGUCUCAAAGACGGUCCAAUAGACCACGGCAAGUGUUCUGAACGCGACUGGCUGGAAACAUGCAAACCAAUUUUAGAUGAAAGAAUAGCAAGUUUUGAAGCUGACGAAAUACGCUUCAAUUUGAUGGCAAUAGUGUCAGACCGAAAACAGAUAUAUCUCAGAGAAACAACAAGUUUGGAGGAAACAAAGAUGCAGGUGUUGGAAAAACUGGAGAAACUUGCAGCAGGAGAGGUGGGCAUGGAAACGGAUGUUGAUGAUCCCACUUCACUACUACCUGAUGAGCUGACAUCACAGCUGGAAGAAAUAGAAUCUCGUCUCGUAGAUCUGCAGUCGCUGAUCGCUAGCGAGACAGAGAAAAUGCACAAGUACAAGAUUGAAAACAUCAGACGAAAACACAACUACAUCCCACUGAUCAUGGAAAUGCUGAAGAUCCUUGGAGAACGAGGAGAACUGGCACCACUUGUUGAAACAGCUGUUGAGAAGAGGAAGGCAGCAGCUGAAGCAAAGACAGCAAAGGAGACUAACGUGUAGAAAUGUUGUAGUUGUAGUUCCGCAUACUAAAUAUACGCUCAACAAGCAGGCUAUUGUGGUCUUGAGAUUUCA